Gadus morhua (Atlantic cod) is the source of this 3085-nucleotide messenger RNA. Its product is annotated as adhesion G protein-coupled receptor E1-like. Gene Ontology annotation, biological process: cell surface receptor signaling pathway; adenylate cyclase-activating G protein-coupled receptor signaling pathway. The transcript is spliced from 22 exons. Bases 44 to 2902 code for a protein of 952 amino acids. Gene Ontology annotation, cellular component: plasma membrane. Lineage: Eukaryota; Metazoa; Chordata; Actinopteri; Gadiformes; Gadidae. Gene Ontology annotation, molecular function: calcium ion binding; G protein-coupled receptor activity. The record is from RefSeq and is a predicted model, not a curated record.
GAGGAAGGGGUUGGUGUUCAUUCAGAGAAUAAGACAAGCCAGGAUGAUCUACUGGGCCCUGCUGUUACAUCUCAGUUUGCUUGUCAUCCUCUCAAAUGCUGCAGACCUCGACGAUCCAGGAUCCUGCACCGGCUACACCAACCUGACGGAUCCAUGGCGCAACCGCGCCUUUACAAGAACUGAUUGGCCCGGCUACCCCAAAAAUGACUUCCGGUUAAGCAACAAGUGGUGGAGAUUCACAGGGAUUGGUGGAGAUACAGCAAUUGAUGAUUGUACCUAUAAUAGAGGUGGCUUCCAACACCCGUGGCAAGUGGUGGUGUCCUAUCCAGACAUUGAAUCCCUGACACCAACAAAGGGAACUACCCGGACAUGGGCUAAUGGAUGCGGAACACAAGGAAUAAUGAUUGACUUUGUGUUGUGUCCGGGAGGCUUCUACGUCUUCAGACCACUUGCUGCUGGGGCAAGCGAAUCCGGCUUUGCUACUUAUCAUUCUAAGUGUGGUCCAGACUCCUGCGGUCCCCUUGCUGAAUGUACCAGUACCCCUGUAGGAGGCUGCAUUUGUUUCUCUGGGUAUGAAAUCCCCCCUGAGCACCUUCCUGUUGAUGGUUCCUAUGGCUGUGUUGACAUCGAUGAGUGUGUGAGAAAACCUGAUAUCUGUGGUCCAGACUCCAUAUGCACCAACCUCAAUGGAACGUACAACUGUACCUGUCUGCCAGGAUUCAACGACACAAAUCCAGCAGGGAUACUAGGAACAUCUCACUCCUGUGAAGAUAUUGACGAGUGUUUCAAUUCCACCGUCUGCGGCCCUCGUUCCAACUGCACCAAUAUUCCUGGAAAACAUAUCUGCCAGUGUGAGCCGGGAAACAUAGCCUCCGACCCGUCCACGGCCCCUGAUGAGGACAACACCUGUGAAGAUGUUGAUGAGUGUGUGGAAGACAUCACCAUCUGCGGCCCUGAGGCCGUCUGCAACAACACAAUCGGGGCCCAUUUCUGCAUCUGUAACCACGGUUACCGCGUCGACCCCUCAGAUAUGAUCGCCAGCUCUGAAAAUCCAUGCAAUGACAUUGAUGAAUGCAGUGAGACGGUGGAUCUUUGUGGAACUAAAACCGUGUGUACCAACGCACCAGGGACCUUCGACUGCUCCUGCCCUGAUGGCUACUUCCCCACCACUGGGGUCAUUUGGGAACUGGAUGUAACAUUUUGCAAAAGUAUUCCGGAACUUCUUGAUGAGAUUACACCUCCAGAGGGACAAACAAAAGAAAGAGCUUUUCUUGGAAAUGUUAACCAACAGCUGAAGGAUAAUGCAGGCGUCAUUCUGCCAGAAGUGACGGUGAAAAACUGCUUUUCUGCAUCAAUGGAAGUGUCAGGUGCUAACUCUAAGCCGCCCAAGGCGGUGACCAGUGAUGGUGACGCAGAUACAGGCAGUGUGAUGCUGGACAUCUCAGAGGGUCUGGUUUCUUCCCUCGUAGAACCCAGCCAGAACGGAACCAACAAGACGCUCCAGACAGCAGUAGUAGAUUUGAGUAUACAGACCUUCAUUCCUGGAAGCAGCAAUGGAGAGAGUAAUGUCCUUUCGGUCAAGGGAAUCAGCAUGGAGGUCAACCUCGAGGCUCUCGCUCAGGACAACAAUGGAUCGGCAGCAGCUGCAGUCCUCACCCUCCAUGGCAUAGAGGGGAUGCUCAGUCACCGCUUCUUCAAGACCGAGAACCAGACUGAGAUGAACUCUGACAUCAUCACCGCCUUCCUACCCAAAACCAAGCACUCCAACUUCUCCCAACCCGUCAACUUCACCAUCCAGCACAAGAAGAAAACGGAGGCUGGCCUGGUGACCUGUGUGUACUGGGAGGGCAAAGACCAGACGUCCGUGAAGGUGGAGGCCUCUGGGGGCGAGGAGGCGCAGGCAAGCCACUGGUCGGUAAAGGGCUGUUUGGUGGCAUACUCCGAUGAGAACUACACCAUUUGCAGCUGUUCCCACCUCUCCACCUUCGCUCUCAUCCUGCAGAUCGGAGAUCCUCCUCCAGAGGACCCCUUCCUGGAGUGGUUGAACAGAGUGUGUGUGACCAUCGGCCUGUUCUUCUUCGCACUGGCCAUUGUGACCUUCCUCCUGUGCAGCUGGAACGCCAAGAUCAACAACACAGCCCGUCUGCACCUCUGCAUCAGUCUCGCCUCCUCCCACUUCCUGAUGCUCUGGAUGGACCGAUACGUUGACAAUAAGGUGGCUUGUAAAGUCAUGGCCGGCGUGCUCCACUUCCUGAUUCUGGCCAGUUUCUCCUGGAUGCUCCUGGAGGCCCUGCAGCUCUUCCUGCUGGUCCGGAGACUUUCCAAGGUCCAGGUCAUCCAGAGGGACGGCCUCCCCACACCAGUGCUGUACCUGAUUGGCUAUGGUGCACCGUUUGUGAUUCUGGGCGUGUCUGCUGCGGUAUUCUCUGAUGGAUAUGGUGCCACAGACUCACAAGUGUGCUGGCUAUCAACAGAACGCAGCUUCAACUGGGCUCUGACAGGGCCUGUGGUCGCUCUCCUUGGUAUGAACUUGGUGCUGUUCUGUGCCACCCUGGUGUGCCUGAGGCCCACACUGGCCAGCAUGAAGAGUGACGUGUCGCAGUCCAAGGACACCAGGUUGAUCGUGUUCAAGAUCCUGGCCCAGUCUGUCAUCCUGGGCUGCACUUGGAUUCUGGGCCUGUACCAGGCCAACCUCUUCUUCCAGGUGCUCUUCAUCCUGCUCAACUCCCAGCAGGGCACCUUCCUCUUCAUCGUGCACUGUCUGCUCAACAAGGAGGUGAGGGGAGAGUACAUCAAAUGGCUGUCCUGCUCAUUCGGGAAGUCAGGAAACGCUGGAGCAGCGAAAGACUUUCAUUCCGGUUCAGACAACAUGGACGCCACUGAGGAGCAAGAAAAUAAGUGAUGUCCAGAAGAGGAGAACUAAGAGGAAAGCAAUGGAUGUAAACAAUUAUGACUUAAAGUCUCCAUAAAACAUGUAAAACACUAGGAAAAAACGGUUACUUGUCUCUUUUGUAUGUCUUUUUCUCAUAGCAAUGAAUUACAUUUCUUGUAACACCAGUUUUCUUAUCAUAAAUAAUUAAUGAGU